This is a messenger RNA of Rotaria sp. Silwood1, 255 nucleotides long. The record is from the annotation of a GenBank genome assembly. NCBI's taxonomy places the organism in Eukaryota, Metazoa, Rotifera, Eurotatoria, Philodinida, Philodinidae.
AUGCCAAAGGCUAAAAUUUCGAGUAUUCCCAAUUUUGAAGAAUUACCAUGUACCGCUGCAACUCGAGCAAUUGUUUCAUCAAAAAAUCGUUUUCUUAAUAUUUUACCUAUUGAUGCUACACGAGUUAUUCUUAGUCUAUUAAAUGAUGAUCCAUCUACAGAUUAUAUCAAUGGCAAUUAUAUUUCGGGUUAUAAAUGUCCAAAUAAAUUUAUUGCAACACAAGGUAAAAUAUAUCUUAUUAGAAAUAAUCUUUGA